CUUUCGGAAGACGCACACGUCUCGGAAUCAUCGCGCGCGCAUCUGUCGGUUCGCGCCAAUAUAAUAAAUACGCGUAUAAACUAUAAAACAAAGUUUCCAAUCGGUUCUGAUACGAUAUUAUUAGGUUAGUAAAUUAUGACGUCGCUCCUAUAUUUAUAUUAUGAUCGCAAUUCGCAGCUCUCGCAACUCGCUCUGGAAGUGGAAGUGAAUUGUUUUGUAAAGUUAUUAUUAUAACCGAUCCGCUUGUAAUGUGUUAAAUAAUUAUACUUACGUUGCGUGAUUUACGUAAUUAACAGUGAGAUACUUGUGUGCGUUGUUCUGGAGUUGGUUAGUGCACGUGUGUGAAAGGAUGUGACAAUGUUGGGGUUGAUGACGUCAGACUUCGGUUAUCAAAACCGCUUGACGUUGCUGCAACAGCUAAUAGACUGUGGAGAUGUGCUGCUCGGACAGAAUUAUGUAUGCGGUUUGGACAGUAGGAUAUCGAACUCGAGGAGUUCCGUGUCGCCUGACGUAGUGAACAAGGACCUUGGUCUGUCAGAGAGUGAUGACGAAGUAGCUGCUACCACCACGCGGUUAGAGCCCAUCCUCUCACCAAUCCGCUCAGGCGACAGCCCGAGCUCUGCGAGCGAAUCCUCCCCUUCCGACUCGGAGUCCGAGUCUUCCUCCGCGGAGUCAACAAGCGCCGCCCCUCCCCCCGCGCCCGCGCAGCCCCCCGCGCAGCGCCCCUCGUGGGGGCUGAGCAACUUCGCACCGCCGCCCGUGCACCCGCCGGACCACGAUCUGAGCAACGUGCUCGCUGAUGCUAAGGGGAAACCGAGUCCAAUAUCGGAUCUAACGGACUCAGAAGCGUCGUCACCUUCGCCCGGGGCCCGGCGGCGGAGGUCGCUGGCGAAUCGCAUAUCGACGGCUUCGAGUGAUGAAGACACCCCCAGGCCUGCACCGGUCCGACCGCAAGCGUCUCCCAGCGUGCCGCCACCCGUACCUAGCGGUUCACAGAGUUCUGGCGUCAAACGCGGCAGACCGCUCAAAGUGCUCACCUCAGAGGAGAGACCGGCCAAGAAGAAGCGCGGCAGACCGCCCAAGACGCGGCCCCUGUCUCCCGCGGCACCAGACAGCGAGCCAGAACCAGACCCGCCGGUCAACCAUGCGCUGCAGGACACGAAGACGCAUAUCUUUCGCAAGGUUUUCACUCCUAAAAAGGGUGAUGAAUGCGGAGGCAAGGGCGGCAAAGGUGGAAAAGGCAAGGGUGGAAAGGGAAAAGGUCAGGUGACCAUCAUCGAAGUGACGGCGCCGGAAUCCGGCGCUGAUGAUGACGACAGAAGGCACAGGGACCGCUCCACCACCAGGGACGAGGAGGCCAAGGCCAGGGUCUCACCGCCACAGGAACCGGAGACCCUCACGAGGAAACGGGAAGCGGAGAGGAUCGCCAACGAGAGGAUACAGGAGAGAGUGCCCAUAGAGAGGCCCGACUACCGCCGCCCGGAGGACAGGCCCACGAUAGAACGCACCUCCGUCGACCGGCUGCCGGAUCGAAUAGGUUCCGACCGGUUACUGCCGGAACGGAUGCCCUCCGACCGCCGGUCCACGGACCGGUUGCCGCCGGACAGACUGUCGGCCGACCGGCUUGCUGACAGGAAUGACCGCCUGCAAGAGAGACUAGCGGCCGAUCGCCUGCAAGAGAGACUGUCAACGGAGCGCCUGCAAGAGAGGCUAUCGACGGACCGCUUGCAGGGCCGGUUAUCGAACGACCGGCUGCAAGACCGCAUGUCUCCCGACCGCCUGUCCGAUAGAUCCGAUAGACUAUCGGACCGGAAGAGCGACAAGAUGCUCAUCGACCGGAUACCGAGCGAUAAGAUGGAACGCUUGUCGAGUGAUAAGAAGAUAUCGGUGGAGCGGGUGGAGAGGAUAGCGCCGGAGCGGGCGGAGGCUGAUGUUGGCUUCGUGCAGUGCCCCGUGCAGAAUUCCUUAUCUAAUGUAUCGGAGCGGCGCAGCAGAUCGCGCGUGGUGGUCAGCAUCCCGCUCGCCCGACUGCAAGCGGAGCUCGUGCGCGCCCUGCGCACCCCGCGCCGCACCGCCCCGCCCGCGCCGCGCUCCCCGCGCACCCCGCGCACCCCGCACACCCCGCACACGCCGCGCACACCGCCCGACCACCCGAGUGAAGUAGCAGCGACGAACCACGAGCGGGCGGGCGCGUGUUCGGGCCAGACGCCGAUCUACUACUCGUACUUCGAGCAGCUGCCUGCUGACACGCUGUCGGACGAGGAAAGGGAUCACAAAUACUACCUAGGCGAAGCGCAACGCCUGCGUUCAGCGGCAGAACGGGAACAGCACAAUCUCCCCCGCGUGAUGCUCUACCUGGAGUCGGUUCUGUGCUUCGUGCUGACCGGCCGCCUGCUGGAGCUGGAGCUGGACACCAAGCGGGCCUUCACCAUCUACCGGGAGACCAUCGAGUACAUCAAGUCGAUACACGCGAUGCCGCAACGGUUCAGGGCCGAAGUGAGACGGCAAGGGGGAGACCCGCACUCGACGUUCAGCAAGCUGGAUAUAUUGAGUCUCCGCGUGCAAGCGCUGCUAUACCUGCGAAUGUUCAAGAUGUAUAACCGGGAAGUGAAGGAGUACUACAAGAUCGUGCAAGAGUAUCAACAAAAGGUCGGUAAUCCCGCGUGCGCGGAGUCGGUGUCCCCUCUGUCCCCCACGCCGUCCCCCGCGGGGUCGGUGGGGUCGGGCGGGUCGGCGUCGAGCGGCUACUGCUCGCUGGCGCACGCCGUGCCCGCGCACGCGCACCACGCGCUGCUGCAGCUCACCAAGUACUACACGUUCCUGUACGUCGCGCACGACCUGUGGGAGCAGGCCGACUGCUUGUGCCGGCUGAGGCCUAACCAGGAUCUGUUCAUAGCGGUGGACCGCAAGUGCGGGCCGCUGACGCUGUUCUCCACGUUCCGUCACCUGGUGCAGUACGUGCGCUACGCGAUCUCGCUGCUCAAGAACGCGCCGCAGUGACCACGCGCCGGCCCGCGCCCGUGCCCGCGCCCGUGACCGCGCCGCGACCGCGACCGUGACCGUGACCGCGACCGCGACCGCGACCAUGACCGUGACCGCCACCGCCACGCGCGCUCGCACCGCAGUGCCAAUGACGCGGUCACGUGUCACGUUUCUUGAAGACAUUCCAACGUGGUAACGUUUUACCAGAUGCAGAGUUCGCGGAUGAAUUUUGUUGGACAAUCGGACAGUGAAAUUGUUGAUUUUUUUUUUGUAUAAUUUGUGUCAUUGAAUAAGAAUCAUUAAUGAUGCGAGUUGUCUCUCUCUUUAUGGCAUAGUACUGAUAUCCUUGUUUCUUUUUAACUGUAAAGGAAAAAGGAUAGUGAUAUGAGCGAGCGAGAUGACUUUGGCUUUCAUUUUUGAUUCUACGCUAUUAUGUUAUGAAGAAAUUGUAAUUCACUUUUUUUUAAGAUUUCUUGUUUUAGACGGAUGUGUUACUACUGUUUUGUGUAUUUUUUCGUUAUGAAACUAUAUUUGAAACAAUUCUACAGUGUUGAUAAUGCACUACUUGUAAAGCGCAACGGGUGAUUUUAACUUCUUGAUUGAAAUUCUAAAUACGUGGUUAAGAACCAAGAAAACAACGUAAUAAUUAUUAUUACAUGAGUAUCCAACUCGUUCAUGGAUUCCUAAUAUGAAAUUCUGCAUAGCAAUAAUAUUGAAUGACCUAUUCGAAACGUCAUAGAUCAAAGCGUAUAUGAUUUUAUUUGAGAAUUUGUAAUAAUAUUUUUUAUUAAGAUUUAUUAUAUAGAUGUGUGGUAAAAUUUAAAAUAAAACUAGUUUUUUAAACAGUUAUGCAUGACGGCACUCGCAAUGUUGAUUGGUACAUUCAGCAAUCAAAUCAAUGAAGAAAAUUAAUAAUAUAAUGAUCAAUUCAUUUUAUUUUUGUUAGAUUACAAUAAUCAACUUUAUUAUGAUUCAUAUUUCGUUUACGAAUUGUGAAAAACGGCGAAGAACUAAAUUAUUUGGACAAAACCGGAUCAAAUAGAGAAUUGUUGUUUGAGCAAAUCUAUCCUCUUAGCUUGAAAGCGAUGGAAGUUGUCGCAGGAAUUGAACCUGUAACACGCGUUGUUCUUUAGUGCGUCAGAUGUUUGCAAUAAUUAUAAAGUAGUCAUAGUAAAGGCGAUAUUUUAUAAAUAAAUUUAAAAAGAUCCUUUUUUUACGCGAUAGAGUAAUCAUAUCUUGAAUCAUUUACAUAAUUUUUAAUGUGACUAAGAGGUGAUACCGGUUCGGUAUCGACAAAAUCGGAUGUGGGCCAAUCGAUAAAUAUCUAUACUUUAAUAUGGGAACACUCGUAGUUUUUCAUGGAAGUCGGCUUGAUGUUUUAAAGGGAAAAUGAACAAUAAUUUUUUUUACAUUUCGCUUCGUGAACAAUUAUUAUUUAAUGUGACCUAAUGUAAUUUUACGGUCAUUUUCACAUAUCAAUUGACUAAAAUCAACAAUGGCGGAAAUCGAUUAUGAUGAAAUUUUAUUUCUUCCGGUACAUGCAAACACAUUUAUAAAGACAAUAAAUUAAAAUAAUAAAGAUAAUCAGUCGUCUAGAAUCGCUAGCGUUCGCUGUAGCGCAGUAACAGAGAGUAGCGUCGGGUAUAACGCUAGUUAAUAUAUAAUUCGAACAAAUGGUAAAGUGCAAAUUUCUAAUGAAACUACUAAGAGUACAAGUUAUUCUAAAGACGGUCGUCGCGAUCAUUUCAGAUGAAACAAAUCUCCGUAACACCAAUUUAUAUUUCUCUCGGUUGUUUAUCAAAUUUAUGUUGUGAUUGUAAAUACAUUAUAUAAUUAUAUUAUACAUUUUGUAAUGAAUAUACAUGUUAGUGCCAGAUAGGUUUUUGUAUGAACGUUUACAGUAAGAGAUAGAACGCGUGCGUGUCUCCCGACGGGUCAUGUUGAGGAUAUAGGUGAGAAAGUCAAGGAUAAUCGGAUAUUUGUGUAAUCUACGUCCGCAAGAUGGCGGCCGCGGGCACAAGCACACACGCAGACACGCAGACACGCACGCACGCGCGUGAGCGACUCGAACUUUUGUGGACAAAAAUUACAAAAUUUGUUGUUAAUAAGCGAGAUGCCUUGUAUAUAGUAUAUAGUAAGUGACUAAGAAAUGUAGUUUUCACUCUAUAUUUUAAUUUAUAUGUAAACUAUAUUUAUAGCUAAGCGGAAAAGGAAUAUGUAAUAACGUUUUCGGUAAGGGACGAGGUACGUGCGGCCGCGACUCGAGAGGAGCUUGCAGCGUUCGAUUUAGUGUAAUUUAGUGUAAAGUGGCGCCAGUGGGCGGGCCAGUGGGUGGGCCAGUGGGUGGGCCAGUGGGCGGGCCAGUGGGCGGGCCAGUGUGUGGGCCAGUGGGCGGGCCAGUGUGUGGGCCAGUGGGCGGGCCAGCGGCUGGCGCCAGCGCGGCGACACUCGCCAGUUACCGGACGCGCCAGCGCUGCACUUCUCUACUUAGUAACUCUUAUUUAUUACGCCCUCACUUUCGGAACCUCGCUCGAACUCAUCGAACACGCGUCAGAACCCCGAUCGGUACUUACUAUAUGCACAAAUUAUUUAUAAUUUAUUUAUUAUGACGAUGCGUUAUUUAUUUUGACGAGCGGUUAGCGAAGUUUACUUAACGGGUCGGCGCGGGGAAGCGUCGAGAUCGAGAGAUGCAUUGCCAAAUAUCGAGUGCCUUGCGAUCAUCACUUUUUUAUAUUAAAUUUGACAUAUUGUAAGUACUUUAACCUAGUUUUUUUUUUCAAAAUUUUUAUUACAUCUCGUUUUGAAACUCGCAUUUAUGUACUUGUUGAGACGUUUUUUUAGUUCUUAAUUUUAGUUGUCGUACGAAAUUCUUGUUGCUUCUUUUUAUUUUUAGGUGUAUGUAUUUGAUUUAUUUUUUAUGUCGACAAUAUUAUUAUCGUAGGAAUGAUUUUAAUCGAAGUAAUACUAAAAUAUAUCGCUUCAUUAUGUAUUCGCACUUGAAUCGAUCGUUUACCGGUUGUAUAAUUUUAAUCUCAAAUCCCUAAUAUUGACACCAAAUUUUAAUUGACAAUUAAUUGUAUAGCGAAGUUAGCGAUAUGGCGCCGGUUGGGAGCGAGAGGUGAUUGUUUUAGGAAAUUGUAAAAUACUGUUUUUUAUUACUCUUUCAUUUAAGUAGUAUCUUGUGUUGAUAGCGUGUAUAAUUUGUUUUUUUUUUACAUUUGAUUUAAGUAAAUAUGUAUAAAUUUGUUUUUCCUUAAUUUUAUUAUUUGUGUAACCUAUGUUAUUAUUGAAGAUAGAAUACAUUAAUUUUUAUGUAUAUAUUA
Colias croceus (clouded yellow) is the source of this 6305-nucleotide messenger RNA. RefSeq names its product AF4/FMR2 family member lilli (gene lilli). Bases 358 to 3000 code for a protein of 880 amino acids. Gene Ontology annotation, biological process: regulation of gene expression. The record is from RefSeq and is a predicted model, not a curated record. The transcript has 13 exons. Gene Ontology annotation, cellular component: super elongation complex; nucleus. NCBI's taxonomy places the organism in Eukaryota, Metazoa, Arthropoda, Insecta, Lepidoptera, Pieridae.